AGCUGUGCUGCUUGGGGUUCCCAGUGUGAACAUUGUUACUGGUGCCCCGCAGGCUGACUGCUGUCUGUGAGCUAUUUGUGGCUAUUAUGUGUCUAUAAAAGGAAAUCUGCAGAGCGAUACACACACACAGACACACACACCGACAGUGAUGCACCAUGAACUUCAGAAGUCGGGCUGAAGAGUGCGCACCUUGCUCUCCGAGUCUGCCUGGACCACCGGUGGAAGUCUUGGGGGAAGUUUUUCUCUGAAGCCUGGACAUGUACAGCUCAUGUGGAUGGAGAAGUGUUUGAAUCAGAAAUGGACAGUUUGAGUCUGGAGAAGUUACAACAUGCCACAAGAAAUGACCGAGUGAGAGCACGCACACCGUCAAGGCGACUUGUGGCACAGGGAGCCGUGUGGUGGCUGGAAAUAUGAUCUUUGGGGACGGCAUGACCUCGGCAACACUCAACGCAGUUUAACAUUCAACAGGGCUCCAGUGUUCAAGUGUUGAAAUGAAGCUUCAUGAUAUAUCCGUCCCCUGAAGAUGACUUGAAUCAUUUCUCAGAGAAAUUUCUGACAAUCCGUCGCAUAAUGUUGAAGAAAGUGAUCUGCCACCUUUUUCCAGAUCUGUGCCAAAAUGUUUCAAUAGGAGGGCCAUCUGGGCCGUCUAUUUUCACAUUUGUGCCAGUGGUGCAGAAAUUACCAUUUGAAAGCCUUAUUACCGAGGAGGACGGAUCUGGAGCACGAACAGGAAAAACAAAUAAGAUCGCUGCCGAGUCCCAUGAGAGGACGAGCGGAGAGACCAUGUCGGAAAGGAAUACUUUCAAAGGAGAGAUUGUCUUUAUCAAGGACGCCGUGGCGGGAGGAGCAGGAAGCCAAAUCCCAGCAGAGACAGAACUUAGAUUGAAGUCGUCAGAGGAUCACAUGAGCUGGUCUCACACCAAAGCUUCUCGCUCCGUCAGCGCCCAGCCUGAAAAUACACCAGACCACACUGCCGCCGUGACAGCGUCUAUGGAAACAGCUGUUGAUAAACACAGGGCCGUUUCCCAGCGGCAGUGUCACGAUACUUCUGGACGUGCUGAGAUAAACAAGAUGAAGUUAAGCUAUAAAUCCCUCGCUGCAAUUCCCACAAACACUCUUCUGCUGGAUCAGCAGGCGAUCGACGAGCAGGUGGAGAGAGAGGAGAGUCCCUGUGACUCACUGGGUCGAGGUGCUGCAUUGGACAGAGGUUUUGCAGACACUCACGCUGAGAUGUGCUCGCCAGCUCAGCGCCGCCAGCAGUCAGAGGAGCUUUAUGCAGUUAUUGAUGAGGUUUUGGCAAACUCCACUCCAGCAUCCUCCAGGUCAUCCACUCCCAAUUUUGGUCUACAGAGCAACUCAACACUGCCAAAAUCCUUGGGACGGGAAACCAAAUAUGCAUCUUUAGGCAGCUUGUACCAGUCUGGCAGUGUGGACAGAAAGCUGACGGAUCAUAGAAAGACGAAGCCCGGGAUUAUUCGCCCGAUGACGGCUAUUCCUAGACUGACUGUGCAGGAUGUGGAAGAAUUUCGUCCAAACCCCUUCAGGCAACCUGAUGUCAAACACACUGACAACCAAAAGGUGGUAAAUGUGAGUCCGGAAGAGGCAGGGACACAUUUUGAAAAAGGCAUAACGAUGAGUGAUGGGAGGACGACUGAAAGAAAAAGUCCAUUCUCUGUUUGUGACCUGCAGAUUGCAGAGCCUGAAGACCAAACCACUCAGUGUGCCAAAGAUGCCUCAGCACCUUCCAGUCAAACUGAGGGGCGGAUGAAAGCUUUUGAGACUCAUAUUUAAAGCACACUACAUCCUGCUUCUUUCAGUUAACAUUAAUCUGCCAAGACAAAUUCAAUAUUUGAAACCAUUUUACGCCAAAAGGAUGAAUGAGAAUUAAAAAUGUUUAUUGGACCUUAUGGAAAUUAUUGAAUGAGUGCAUCACCAUAUGUACGGAUGUUUACAGCUGCUCAAAGCAGGAUUCUAUAUGCCUUAGAAAGAGUAUGAAACAACAUGCAAUUCACUGUUUACUCAUUCUCAAUACAUUGACGGCUAAUUUAUGCUCAAUGUUAUUAUGUAAAUGGUAACAAUUGGAGCCGUCUGUCAAUGCUCUGUUCAUUUCAUCCAUAUUUGUGAAUGUCUUCUGAAAACCUACUGGAAGCAUCAGACAAAACAGAGCAGUACCACCUUUGAUCAUGGGGGAAAAGGGGCAGUGCAGUCAAUAGUUCAAUCGAAACGAUCAUAGAACAUGAAGAAGACAUUUCAACAAUGGUGGAACUUUUUGAGGAGAUACUUUGGCAUUUACAUGAUGUCAUUUUGCUCAGGAAGCCGGGACAAACACUUCCUUUAAUGAUGCAAAAAUUCCUGACCAUGCACUGCCUUCCAGAGGGUGUGUUAACUACCAACCAAGCCAACAUAAAGGACGCAUGGAACUAGGCGGGCAUUUUGACAUCGUUCAAAACGGAUGUAUCCCCCUUUUUGUACGUAAUGGCAGCAUCAAUGAGCCUUAAACCUGUCAAGCUUUCUGUUCUCCCUCACAUGUGCAGUUCACUGUGAGUACUGGAGACAGAAAAUUGGCAUCAACAUUUUACUAGUGUGUAGCUUAGAUAUAAAAGUGAAGGCUGAGUGUGAAGAUGCCUGUGAUCCAAAGGUCCGACCCAUGAGUACCGAUCACUGAAAAUGCUGCAAUUACUAUGAGGUUAACAGGAUGAAAGUUGUUGCAGCUUGUGUAAUCUGACCGCAACCUGGUCUUUAGAUGGUUUUGGUCACAGACACUGUCAGACCCAGUCCCUUCCAAAGGCUGUGUGUAUGUGUGUUCGCCUUGUCUGACAUCUGGUUCUCACAUAAAAAUAUAGGAUGAGACUGUUGUUUUUCGCACAUACUUGGUGAAGCAGAACAGAAACUCAAUGUUAAGGUGUUAAUAUUUUUAAUCAGACUAAUUAUGUGAAUGUCACCCUAUUUCAGAUAAAACAAGAGAAUCUAAUUAUCAGAGAAUCAACUGAGUUUUGAUACAAAUGGUGGCUCCUUAAGAGGUUUCCUAUAACAGUUAUGCAAGACCCGACUUCCUUGUCUUCACUGAAAGGAAACCAAAGAAUGGCACUGAAAGCUUUUCUUGAUGGAAAGAUGUUUAGGCUCUUCUCCCAACUGGCUCCAACAACGAUGAUGUACAGUGAUACACAUAUGAUUCAUCCUGUUGAAUGUGUUCUGAAGUGCUUCCCAAACUAUUUUCCAACAAAGCCUUCACAUAUGAUUCUGUGUAAAAAAAAAAUAUAUAUAUAUAAAACACAUCUUCUCUGUCACUUUGAGAAGAAGAUCCAAUAGUGAUGAGAGACCUGAACUAUAAAAUGGCCCUUAUUUUUUCUUGGUCAAGAGAGAGCUCUGUUUUUUUUAAAGAAUUGUAAAGACUUACUGUAUGCCUUUUAUAUGCUGAAUUCACAAAUAUAAAAUAUGGUAAGAGUAAUAUAUCUGCUUAUACAACAGUUAUGCAACUAUGUAGCUCAUCACUCAAACAAAAUUUUAAUAAUAAAAAACGAUUUCAGGAAAAAAGUGUAAUAUGUAAUAAAGGAUUUCCUGUUGUUGCCCUAUA
Molecule: messenger RNA, 3574 nt
Organism: Pleuronectes platessa (European plaice)
Lineage: Eukaryota; Metazoa; Chordata; Actinopteri; Pleuronectiformes; Pleuronectidae
Gene: mlip
Product: muscular LMNA-interacting protein
Exons: 14
Coding region: 502-1791 (429 amino acids)
Biological process (GO): negative regulation of transcription by RNA polymerase II
Cellular component (GO): sarcolemma; PML body; nuclear envelope
Molecular function (GO): transcription corepressor activity; lamin binding
Source: RefSeq, a predicted model, not a curated record